UAACGUCACUUGUCAUUUACCUCUCGGUAUAUUCGGGUUAUUAGUGAGUUAUAAGUUGUUUACUUUGAUUAUUUUCAGUUAAUUAAAUGUUUUAUUCGCUGAUUUAGGAAACCGUGAUUAUGGGAAUUAUUUUUAAUUUAAUUAUUUACUUUGGUUUUCUUGGAAUUAUAUAUGCAAAUAAUUUUCAGCCGGAUUCAGUGACAAUUUCACUAGACAGUUUUAAUACAUCUCAGCGAAAUGGCCAAGCAUUUUACAUUAAAACGACAUUGCCUUGUUCGAAGGCAACUUUAGUUUUAAUUAAAAACCCCCCCUCGAGCUUGUCGUUCAUAAUAAUCCAAGCCCACGCUCAACAAAAUUUGACUCUCGUCACUAAAAAUGCUCAAAAAGUAUCUAGAGUUGUUGGUACCAAUAUCGGGCUGCAAUUAGACUCUAAACUCAUCAAAGACACUAAAAUAAAUGUGAUAAAUGAUAACAAUAAGACUGUACCAGCUCUCAUAGCCAUCACUGCCUAUACUUUUGAAGCUCCCGUACCAGGAGGCUGCAAUAUGGAAUUUGAUAUAGAAAUAUCACCGUAUCAGCAGCUAAUGCUCACAAACUCUACAAUAAUCAUCGACUCGCAGCCAGCGUCAGCCCCACUUAUCAAUGGGCUAAAAUUACCAUGUGAAAAAAACCUUGUGACCUACGAAAUUUAUCGUCUCUAUACAGAUGAAAGUGAUUUUAACAAUGAGACUUAUUUUUCAACUAUUAUCACAAUGCUUACAGUUGACGAUAUUAUUAAAAAUGCUGUAAAAAUACCAACAUCAGCUUCGAGGUCACCGAUGCGUAAAGUUUAUAGUUCAUACCCAGGAACUGGAUCAGCGUAUGUAAUGAUAGCAACUUUUGGUAACCAUUCAUCAGCAUACGUACCAAUAUUUUCUUACGGCUGUACUCCAUUCUCAACUGAAAUUUCUUGUGAUUAUUUAAAAACAGCAAUGUCAAAAGUACUCUGUGCAUCUGUACUAUUUUUUGGAAUAUUUUUAACAUUGAUAACCCGGCGACGUUAUCAAGUAGAAUUAUUUUUACUUGGAUGUUUUUCUGGCGGUAUAAUAGGCUACAUAAUUUUACACGACAAUCAAAUGGAGAUUCAAUUAACAGUUAAUUUAUCAGUAAUAAUCGGAAUAGUAAUGGGUUUAUUACUGGUAUCGCUGUGGUAUAUUAAAGGAAUGCCAUGUAUUGGAAUUCUUCAAGCGUCAUUGUCCCUCGGUGCUUUAGUGGCCAGUACAACGUACUUAGGAAUGCCAGAUGGUCAACUAGUAUUGGUUAAUGACACAACAUUUUGGAUAAUUUACUCGACAAUAGUAAUAGCCGUGGUGUUAUUACUCUGUAUAUUUUCACCGAAUUCAAAUAUUAUCUGCUGUGCUUUUAUUGGAGCAUUCGCAAUAAUUUUGCCGAUUGACUACUGGGUUGGCUCGAGCCUAAAAUACAUUAUUAUCAACACUGUACGACGGAUUACAGUUUAUGGAUUUAACGUCGCUAUUAUUCAUCCACCCUUCCAAUCUAAAGACAUAUGGUUGUCGGUCUUCUGGAUAUUGUUGGCACUACAAAGUAUUCACUUACAAAGAAAAAGAUUACAGGGUGGAAGUCCAUUAUUUCCACGUCGUGUCGAUUAUAAUCUUAUUGACUCGGAAAGUUCAUAUCCAAUUAUAUCCGAGGAACCGCAUCAUCAACGGACAUUUUUAAUUGGUAAUAAUCCAACAACAACCAAAAAUUAUUCUACAUUUUUUCAAUAAAUUAUAAUAUUUUUCUACCAAUAAAUUUAAGUUAAUAUA
Cotesia glomerata is the source of this 1808-nucleotide messenger RNA. RefSeq names its product transmembrane 7 superfamily member 3-like. NCBI's taxonomy places the organism in Eukaryota, Metazoa, Arthropoda, Insecta, Hymenoptera, Braconidae. The record is from RefSeq and is a predicted model, not a curated record. The coding region runs from base 120 to 1769 and encodes 549 amino acids. The transcript is spliced from 8 exons.